Messenger RNA from Phialemonium atrogriseum, 879 nucleotides. Its product is annotated as ESCRT-1 complex, Vps28 subunit. The transcript is spliced from 3 exons. The record is from RefSeq and is a predicted model, not a curated record. Gene Ontology annotation, cellular component: ESCRT I complex. Gene Ontology annotation, biological process: protein transport to vacuole involved in ubiquitin-dependent protein catabolic process via the multivesicular body sorting pathway. Bases 130 to 834 code for a protein of 234 amino acids. Gene Ontology annotation, molecular function: protein-containing complex binding. Lineage: Eukaryota; Fungi; Ascomycota; Sordariomycetes; Cephalothecales; Cephalothecaceae.
UUCCAUCGAGGUGGGGCUAAAGUUCCCGUCGCCUACCUUAGCGCGAAGUUAGGUGGUACCUAUCUGCUCCGCCCAGGUUUACCAGAUUGCGGCUUGUAUCAAGCUCCCCACGAUGGUCAGGUCGUCAAGAUGAUAUCGCGGCAAGCGUAUGCACCCACGCCCCACAGCUACGUGCCCAAUACUUCUCUGUCGGCAACAAUCAACCUCGACGAGGAGGUCAAACUCGCCGACACCAGAGCUGAACGAGACCUUCAGGACUCUUUAGCGGAAAUCUUCAGCAUACUCGUUACCCUCGACGAGCUCGAGAAGGCGUUCCUCAAGGAUGCGAUCCCCGAGUCAGACUACACGGAGAUAUGCGACCGGUCGCUGAAGCAGUACAAGUCCAUCCUCGCGGACGAGACGGUCUCGAGGGCCUUCGUGGGCUUGGAGGAGUUCAAGGCCGAAUGGGACCUUGAGGUACCACGGGCGACUGAGCGGAUACGGGUCGGGAUGCCGUCGACCGCCAUGACGGCGUCCUCGGCGCCCGCACCUGCCGCAGCAGGCGGCACCAGCGGAACUCUCAUCUUGGAGGCCACCCAGGAUUUUAUCACGUUCUUGGACGCGUUGCGACUGGGCCUGUUGGCCAAAGACCAGCUCCACCCCUUGCUAACGGAUGUCAUCCAGUCGGUCAACAAGGUCACGGACCGGGACUUUGAGAGCAGGGGCAAGAUAGUGCAGUGGCUCAUCACUCUGAACCAGAUGAAGGCGACGGAGGAGUUGAGCGAGACGCAGGCCCGCGAGUUGGAGCUUGAUAUUAAUUCUGCGUACCAAGGGUUCAAGGCUACCCUUUCGUAGACAAACACUCUUUAGUUCUCUGAAAACAACCAUGUAAAUAGGAGG